Messenger RNA from Vespa velutina, 1495 nucleotides. RefSeq lists its product as uncharacterized. Bases 57 to 1391 code for a protein of 444 amino acids. The record is from RefSeq and is a predicted model, not a curated record. Lineage: Eukaryota; Metazoa; Arthropoda; Insecta; Hymenoptera; Vespidae. The transcript is spliced from 2 exons.
AAUCGAUCGAUCGAUCGAUUUAAUCGUAAAAGCAAAUAACGAUUAUAUACCUACAUAUGUACGUAGUUACAUUAGACAUUAAAUAUUAUUCCUCUGGCGGGGUACUUUACAAAAUAAAUGUUUUAUCGCAGGUAGUGGAAACUAUAAAUGAUUCACGUUCCAAAUCAAGCGGAGUGCUUCGAUCGGGGUUAUCCAAGCGAAAAACUGCGCCCGAGACCGAUUCAGGUUCGCCUUAUGAAAAUGGAAAGUACCACGAUUCCAUGAACGAACUAGAAGAGAACGUUCCAAGUAUCGACGGUGAUAAACGCUCGCUACUCGAGUCUAAAGAUAUGCACGAAUCUUUCGUAGAGCCUAUGGAUCGUAUCGAUGAUUUCGACGACGACAUUAAAGUUAGAUUGGGAAGAGGCCUGAAAACGAUCAGCGAUGAUUCAAUAAAAAACGAAACCUCCGACAAUUCGACUAAUGUUUCCUCUAUAAAUAAUGAAAAUCUAACAACGAUUAUGAACAUUGUAAAAAUACCUACGAAUUACGAAAUAAAUAUAAUUAAUUCGUCGUAUUAUACCCGAGAUAUCAAUGAUAAUUCUAACGAAACGAUAAAAAAAAAUGAAAAAAAAAGAUCGAGCAACGAAAGUCAUUCGAUCGUGAAUAGCGUUAAAAUUGGAUCUAGUAGACGUCCUCGAUUGGAACCAUUGGCCAAUAGAAAUGCAUCGAGAGUGAAACGAGAAGGAAAUUCUUACUCGUUAAAUUACGACAAAGGAAAUCCUUACGAUACGUAUUAUUCACAAUCGAACGAUAUCACGAAGGAUCUUUACACGAUUGAUCCUUACAAAUAUAAAGAAAACGAUAAUACGCAUUUGAAAUAUAACGACUUGAACGAUCUUUAUAAACAGAACGAGGAUGAUUCGAACGGUAGUAAGAUUAAUGAUAAAAAAAAGAAUAAGAAUAAAAGGAAACGAAACAAGAAGAGAAAGAGGAAGAGAAAGAAGAAUAAGAAUAAGAAGGAUAAUAGGAGAUGGAAGAAGAAGAGGAAGAAGAAAAAGAAGAAGAAGAAAAAUUCCAAUUGGAAAGUGGCCAAGAAACGUGUUAGAAAUUUGAACAAAGACGAUAGAUUCGAGUUUCUCGGAGAUACGAAAAGGAGGAGGAAACUUUCGAAACGUCGUCCAUACGCGAAUUUUCGCGACGUCGCAUGGAAGAAGGAACGACGCCGUCGAAGAAAGAAGAAAAAUAUGGCCGGGAAGAAGGGAAAAAAGGAAGUGGAGAAGAUCGAAAUGAUGAGAAAUCGUGAGACGGGUGAGGCGAAGGGAAUCCGAAGGAAUUCUCAUGCCGAUAUCAUAGCUGGCGCUAACGUGAUUCAACAGGAGAGUGUGAACGAUCAAAACAUGGCCCGAUAAAUAACGAGCGAUGAAUAUACAGACAAUGAGAGAGAAGGAGACGGAGGAUGAGGAUACCCGUAGAAAGAAGCUCGCUAUGCUCCUGACAGCUGACAACAUGGAAG